AUGGCAGGUCGUCCUGUUAUUCCUCUAUUGGGCUUUCGCCCUCGUAGUGCUGCUUUCUUAUCAGCAGCAUUUAAGGGGGCAGAGGUACCUUCUCCUAUUAAGGGCAGCAGCAGCAGCAGCAGCAGCAGCAGCAGCACAUCAUUGCUGCAGCAACAAAUGAAUGCUGUUGCUGCUGCAGCUGCUGCUGUUCCUGCGCCUGCUUCCUCUGCCUCUUCUUUACCCACAUCUAACCGUCAACGGCAGCAACAGCAGCAGCAGCAGAAACAGCAGCAGCAGCAACAACGGCAGCAACAUGACGAACCUUCGCCACAUAACAGUACAGAGGAUGAAAAGGAAGGAGAGCAGCAGCAGCAGCAACAAAGGCAGCAGCAGAAGCAGCAGCAGAAGCAACGAGAAGGAGGCGAAAGUGCAGCAAAAAAAUUCAAGGCUAGCAGCAGCAGCAGCAGCAGCAGCACCAAGAUUGUUGCUGCAGCCAAGCGAGCGCCUGAAAAGAAAAGCAGCAGGACAAGCAGCAGCAGCAGCAACAGCAGCAGCAGCAGCAGCAGCAGCAGCAGCAGGAGUGGAUCGCGGCGUGAGGGUGCUGCUGCAGUACGAACCCUUGACAGUGCAUUGGCGCCCAACAGCAACAACAGCAGCAGCAGCAGCAACAGCAGCAGCAGCAGCAGCAACAGCAAAACUCGUUUAGAGACAGGGGGUUUAAAUAGUUCUAUUGGUCGUCUUCUACUAAACCCUGGCGCCUCUUUUGGUCCCGCGAGGGCAGAAGCAGAUAGACUACUCUGCUUUGUAAUAAAUUGCGAAGAUCGUCGAUUGCGUCUUCAUUGUGGCGAUGCUUCACAAACCUUCCAUUGCAGACCUCAUGAUGAGGUCUUGCUGCGCAAAGGAGAUAUCUACACAUUUACUAACGAGAGCAAGGUGAAGGUUGCGGAGCUGACGGCAGUGGCAGACUUUGGCCAGCUGCUGUGA
Eimeria maxima is the source of this 963-nucleotide messenger RNA. RefSeq lists its product as hypothetical. Lineage: Eukaryota; Apicomplexa; Conoidasida; Eucoccidiorida; Eimeriidae. Bases 1 to 963 code for a protein of 320 amino acids. The record is from RefSeq and is a predicted model, not a curated record. The transcript is spliced from 5 exons.